AUGAGCAAUUUUGAAUGUCAGAAUGCAAUUAAAGAAAUGCGAAACACAAUAGGGAAAUAAGAAAGUUUAUAGAACAUUUAUAAGGAAGUAAAUAGUCCUUCAGAAUAAUCAAAUUAAAGGUUACUUUAUUAAUUUAUUAGCAUAGUUAUUUUUCACCUAGUCAUAGUUAAAUGGUGGUUGUUAAAGAAAAAGUCUUGAUAAGUAAAAAUACUGAUUUAUUUACUACUUAACCAAUAGGGUAAUAUUUAAAUGAUUGUAGAAUGACUCAUGUAUGGAAAAGUAAUGGUUUAAUAAUUAUUACAAUGAUUAUACGAUUUUUGUAUACGUUGAAAUUGUAGACAGAAUCAAUGAAAUAUAAAUUAUUAAACAAGAGAAUAUAUGCUAUUAUUUAGGAUUUGUCUUCAGAUUACUUAAACAUUGUCCGUUAUCGUAAUAAUAAGUAUUAAAUAAAAGGAAGGUCAGAAUUAAGAGUUCAUUAUUCUCUCUUUAAAAAAUAAUUUAAAGCUUUACUGGAUUAUUAUGGGAAAUUCAUUCCAAUUUUUUAACCUGAUCAAAAAUUUAUAAUAUAUUUUGAACUUCUCUUAAUUUUAACAAUAACAAUAAACCUAUUUUAUGUACCAAUUAACAUAAGCUUUUUGAAUUAAGAUAUAUCAAUAGCAUUUGAAACAAUACCUACAAUAUUGUAAUUGAUUUGGAUAUUUAUAUCAUUUAAUCUUUCUUUUUAUGAGGAUUAAACAUUAAAGAAGAACAGAAUAAAGAUAGCAAGUAAUUAUUUAAAGAAUCAAUUUACUUUUGAUUUGAUAAUAGUAUGUACUCUUUACUUUUAAAUAUUAUAUGGUUAUUUUAUUCCAUUGAUAUCUUUUGUAUUAAGAAUUCCUUAAUUGAUAAGAUUAUUAGAUUAAUUUGAAUAUAAUACUAAUUUUAAAGAAAACUUAGCAGCGAUAUUUGAUUUGAUGAAAUUGAUAGUAAUGCUUAUUUUUAUCAUACAUUUUUGUGCAUGUAGUUGGCAUAUUUUGGGAGUAUAUGAGAAAGAAUAUUCUGUAAUAGGAAGGAAUUGGUUAGAUUAUUAUAAUAUUAGUCAUUUGAGUUGGAGUGAAUAGUAAAAUUUUAAAAUUUAAUUAGAGAUACAUUGCAUCUUUAUAUUUUAGUGUAAUAACAACUUUGACUGUUGGAUAUGGAGACAUCACUCCAUAAUCAGCUUAUGAAUAAAUAUUUGUUAUUUUAGUAGCUAUGAGUUUAUGUGGAAUGUUGGGAUAUACUAUAACUAAUAUAGGAGAAAUUUAUAGAUCAAUGAAUGAAAAGAAGCGUUAAUAUAAAACUUAAAUGAAGGCUAUUGAAUAAAUUAUUAGAUAAAGAAACUUAAAUGAUAAACUAUCAAUUAAAGUAAGAAAAUAUUAUUAGCAUCUGUUUUAAUAAGAAUAGUAAGAAAAUUCUUUAGGGGAAUAAUUACUUAAUAAAUUAACUAAAAAUUUAGAAGAAGAAGUUAUGAUAGAUUCUUAUAAAACUAUUCUUAUGAAUUCUUAUUUAUUAAAAUAAUUUAAAGAUUCAACUAUUGAAUAAUUAUGUACAAAGGUUAAAGUCUAAAAAUUAUAACCAGGUGUUGAAGUUGUUAAAGCAUAACAAUUUGCUGAUCAAUUAAUAUUUUUAUUAAAUGGAGAAUUAACAUUAUUAGGACAUAAUUCAAGAUAACCUAUAAUUCUUAAGUAACUUACUUAAGGUACAGUUAUUGGUGAAUAAGAAUUUACUGAACAAGGUUUUUAUGAUUACAUUAUACUCAGUUAAGGAUAUAGUAAGAUAGCUACCAUUUCUAGAAUUGCAUUCUAUGAAAUUUUAUAAUAUGAUAGAUAGGAAUUUGAAAAGAUGUGUAAAAUUAGAGAUUAAUAUAAAUUUAGUGUCAAGAAAAAAAAUGUUAUCGGAAGAACUUGUGAAAUUUGUGGAUGGACACAUGGCUAUAUGUAAUGCCCUAUGACAUUUUAUUAAGUUGAUAAAAUUAAACUAUUAACUAAAUACAGAUAAAAUACAUAAUAAGAAAGAAAAUAUUUUAAUGAUUUCAGAAGAAGACAUAAAUAAAAUACUUUAUCUUCUUUAUAAAGUACAUAAAAUGCUUGUGUAGAUUUCAUGAUCAGCUAAAAAAUACUUGAUGAAAUGUAUCAAAUUUAUUAAGCUUUUCUUUAGACCAAAUUAAGAUUAAAAUGAUGAUAGUAAUCACAAGUUGAAAUUGAAUAUUCAUGAUGCCGAUUCCUAAAAUUUAGAUUCUAGUAAAUCUCUUUAAGAUGAUAAUAAAGCAAACACUCAUAAUAUCUCUAAAUCACCCAACAAAAAUACUUCUAAAUUUCAAUUCUUUACUAAAUAAAUUGAUUCAUAACGUGAUUCGCUUUAAAACACUUUAUUUCAAAGAAAAAAUAUCAAAAAGCAUUCCCUUAUUGUUGAUAAUUCCAGUAAUACAAAAAAAGAAGAUGAUUUAAAGAGUUACAUUGAAGAAUUGAUUUAAAAACUUAGCAUAAAUUAAAAAGAAAAAUCAAUAAUUUCAACUCAUCCGAAAAUAGCAACUUAUAAUCCCGAUUUAGAGUUUGAGGUAAUGUAAUCAUAUAAAUAUUAUUUUCCUCAAUUUAAUAUUGAUAACAUUAUUGAUAGAGUGAAUGUUACUUAUGAAAAAUUUAUGUAAUAAAACAAGAAAAAUCCAAUAAGAAUUUUUGUGAAUCGAAGAAAAUUAAAAAGGAGAAUAAUUAUAAAAGAAUGA
Molecule: messenger RNA, 2740 nt
Organism: Paramecium sonneborni
Lineage: Eukaryota; Ciliophora; Oligohymenophorea; Peniculida; Parameciidae
Source: the annotation of a GenBank genome assembly